Aspergillus affinis is the source of this 1674-nucleotide messenger RNA. Its product is annotated as cytochrome P450. The record is from RefSeq and is a predicted model, not a curated record. NCBI's taxonomy places the organism in Eukaryota, Fungi, Ascomycota, Eurotiomycetes, Eurotiales, Aspergillaceae. Gene Ontology annotation, molecular function: iron ion binding; monooxygenase activity; oxidoreductase activity, acting on paired donors, with incorporation or reduction of molecular oxygen. The transcript is spliced from 5 exons. The coding region runs from base 1 to 1674 and encodes 557 amino acids.
AUGCUCAUCGUAGUUUGGGGUCUCCUGCCAGGACUGGCCUGGCUCCUCUACACACGACUCGUGUAUCAUCGAAAAAAACAGUUCGCUGCCUUCCCACAACUCCCACCAAGCCUUGUAUGGGGUCAUUUAAAAGCCCUUCACGAAUUUGUGCUCCGUGGCAAGCGGGAUAGACACAUCGGAAGGCAGGGUAAAAUUAACAAAGAAUCAGACUCUGUUUUCAGUGAUAUCAACAAAGAGCUGAAUCACCCGCCACUAUUCCUGCUCGACACUCGCCCGGUACAAUCGCCUGCUCUCUGCGUCGUCUGCCGGCACGACAUCGCAGAUCAGGUCGCGGGGGUAUCCGCAAAAUUUCCGUUCAGUACACCCAAGGCACCAGGCGCAUCCCAUGUUCUCCGGCCGUUGUUGGGUGCCACAUCGAUUGUUUCAGUCGAGAGCAAACAAUGGAAAACCCUCCGGCAGCGCUUCAACCCCGGGUUCUCGCACCGACACCUCGUGAGCCUCCUCCCGCGGAUUCUGGGAAAGGUAGAGCAAUUCCAUCGCGCGUUGGAUGGGUAUGCGGUCUCUGGGGAGGAGUUUGCAUUCGGUGAUUUGUGCGUUAGUCUUACUCUUGAUGUUAUUGGGGCGGUAACAAUGGACGCGGACCUCCACGCACAGUCCAAUCCAGACACACAAAGCGAAAUCGUCAAAGCCUUCCGCGGGCUUAUUCGUUCCUACCGCAGCGACGAGUAUCACACCUGGGAGCUCUCGCGACUAACACGUUCGCACCGACGAGAGAGAUUGUCCCGGAAGCUGGAUACCUUAUUAAAAGAGCAUAUCCAGCGAACAUUCGCGGCCCAGCAGCAGACCCGCAAGAUACCGACCUCGCCAGCUUCGUCGCGGAGUAUCCUCGGCCUGAGCUUGCAUGGCCUUGAUAAAUUAGACAACAACCUCCUCCAACAAACCAGCGACCAGCUUAAGACAUUCCUCUUCGCAGGACACGAUACAACGAGUACGGUGCUGCAGUGGGCCAUCUACGAGCUGAGCCGCACACCACGGGCGCUUAGAGCUAUCCGGGAUGAGCUCAAUAGUAUCUUCGGGACCGAGUCUGAUUCCGUGCAUGAAAAGCUCCUUUCAGCCCACAGCGAGGAACUCAUACGUAAAAUGGUCUACACGUCGGCUGUAAUCCGGGAGACGCUCCGCCUCUACCCGCCCUCGGGCACCGCGCGGUAUACGCCCCCCGGCACGGGAUUCUGCGUGCAGAUGGACGACGGACAGAGCGUAUGUCUCGACGGGCUAGUCAUAUAUAAUUGCGAAACAAUCAUCCAUCGGGACUCGGCCGUUUACGGUCCCAGCAGCAACAUAUUUACCCCCGAGCGCUGGCUCGAAGGGACCGGGAACUCAACCUCGAUCCCGGCGACUGCAUGGCGCCCCUUCGAGCGCGGCCCGCGAAGCUGCAUUGGGCAGGAACUCGCCAACCUGCAGAUCCGGGUUAUCCUUGCGUGUGUGGUGCGACGGUAUGAGCUUUUCAAGGUGGGGCUUGGUGAGGUCGUGCGUGGUGAGGAUAGGGAGGGUGUUUUGGGUGAACAUGGACAGUUUAAGGUUAAGAGUGAGGUGUUUAAUAUUAUGCAGGUUACAGCGAAGCCGGUGGAUGGGAUGAGGAUGACGGUUGCGUUUGCUAGGGAUGGUUUAGUGUAA